GAACUGUAUAAAAGUGCUCUCGACUCUGCACUCUUCUAAACACUUCUGUGGACUUCAUCUCCUUAGUGAACUCGGUUUACCUCCAUCCCAGAAAGAUGACUUUCUCCAGCCUGUGGUAUCCAGAAUGCGGGGUGGCCCGACCCAGUCCAGUCACUGGCAGCUUCAACGAGCCAUGCGUUAGGCAGUGCCCUGACUCCGAAGUGGUGAUCAGACCCUCACCGGUUGUUGUGACCCUCCCUGGACCAAUUCUCAGCAAUUUCCCUCAACAGAGCGAAGUGGCAGCUGUAGGAGCACCUGUGGUCGGAGCCGGUUUCGGAGGCUCAUAUGGUUUGGGGGGAUUAUACGGCUAUGGAGGCCAUUACGGAGGAUUGUAUGGUUUAGGGAGAUUAGGUGGUUAUGGUGGCCGUUACGGUUAUGGGGGAUUCUUGGGCAAUGGGGGAUACUGUGGUUACCCAGGUCUUUAUGGUUAUGGGGGAUUAUGGGGAAAUGGGGGACACUGCGGUUACCCGGGCCUUUACGGUUAUGGGGGAUUAUGGGGAUAUAGGGGACACUGCGGCUACCCAGGCCUUUAUGGUUAUGGGGGAUUAAGUGGUUCCGGGGUAUCUUGCCAUAGGUACCUCAGUGGAAGCAGUGGGCCAUGUUAAACCCACUAGAAAUAUUCAUGGAAGAAGGAAGAACCAGGAAAUGAACAGCAAGAUACAGAUUCACCCCUGAUCUUUUGGACAUGGCUUUCAGAAGUGCUGUGCAAACAUGGCUCCAGUUGAACUCUGUGGGAGUUGUGUGUGCGCAGCACCUUGGUCUGAUAGCCAUGCUGCAUUUCGACUGUUACGCUUUAUGACUCUUUCUGCCAAGGCUUUCCCAACCAAGUGCUGAUUCUCUUUUUCUUUUGUGGACUCAUUCAGAACUACACACAGGCUGUUUACAUUGACCCUGCAGUGUGAAGGAAACAGAGGCCUUAAGAUAGGCAUCACUCUAAGUCCCUCUCAAGGAGAAUUAGGCCCUACAUGUUCUAUCCUUUCUAUCAAUACGUACCUUUAGCAUCUCACUUUAACCUUUGCUACUUCACAUGUCUAAUGGAGAAGUUGUGUAGUCUCUGCUUCUAUAUUCCUUUGUCUCAUUUCACACCUGACUGGGGUUAAAAAAAUAGAACUUAAAAUGGUUUCAAAAGGGGACUUGUUUGUCAACCUCUGGAGCUGCAACAAAGCACAAAGAACAUCUUGUGUGAAAUACAUCCCAUUGA
This is a messenger RNA of Malaclemys terrapin pileata, 1240 nucleotides long. RefSeq names its product claw keratin-like. The record is from RefSeq and is a predicted model, not a curated record. Bases 96 to 644 code for a protein of 182 amino acids. Gene Ontology annotation, cellular component: intermediate filament. Gene Ontology annotation, molecular function: structural constituent of cytoskeleton. Lineage: Eukaryota; Metazoa; Chordata; Testudines; Emydidae. The transcript has 2 exons.